AUGCCGCCGAAAAGGAAAUCCAAGGCCAAUAGCUUGGCAGAGGUGUCAACGCCAAAGGCAUCAUCAACUCCCGCUCGCGACGAAGAUGCUAUGGAUAUAGACACCCCGCAAGCUGCAGAUACUCCACGUGCUGCCGAUACUCCUACAGCUUCUAAGCCCAAUCUGCCACCACCAUCUGAGAUCCUAAAUAACCUAUGGACCGACGAUCAGGAAGCUUCACUGUUCAAGGCAGUUAUUCGCUGGAAACCUUCAGGCAUGUCACAUAUACCACACCACGCUACGUGCAUACACAAACACUUCCGUAUGAUCUCAAUCUCAGAACACCUGCGCAACCACGGCUUCGACCCUGACGUCGAGACGCACACGCGCAUCCCAUGUAUCUGGGACAAGCUCCGGCUCUUCUACAACAUGGAAGCGAUCGACGAGCGCGACAACUCCUUCGACUACGUCAAGGGCGAGGGCGAAGGCCAGGAGGAGGAGCCCGAGCAGAAAUACGACGACUUCGACCUUCCCGCCCACGAGUUCCACGACCUCAUGUGGGAGCGCGCCGCGGCCAAGCCCGGCGAGGAGUCGGCUCCGUCGGACGCCGACAUCGACGUACCCAGCAGCAAACCCGCGCCGGUGGCGGGCAAAAAGCGCAAGCGAGGCGGCACGAGGGGCGCCGCGGAUUCGACGGCCGAUGCGGCGAGCGUCGCGGGCAGCACGACGACGAAGACGCGGGCGAGCACCGUCGAAGACACCGACCAGGAGACGCCGCUGCCCAGUAGUCCCGCGGCGCGAACCAGGGGUGCUCAGAAGCAGAAGCGCGCGGCCGCGAGGGCGAAGGCCGAGAGCGUCGAGCCGGACGUCGAAGAAGAUGCCGAGGAAGAGGAGGAGGUGGUGGAAGAGGAAGAUAACGGCGAGGAAGAGGCUGACGAGGAGGAGAGCGAGAAGGAGGAGCCUAGCGCGGCGCCGACUACGAGAUCUGGGAGGGGAAGUGCGGCGAGAGGGAGAGGGGCGAGGGGACGGGGAAGGGGGAAGGCGGGUCGGAAGAAGGGUUGA
Molecule: messenger RNA, 1041 nt
Organism: Annulohypoxylon truncatum
Lineage: Eukaryota; Fungi; Ascomycota; Sordariomycetes; Xylariales; Hypoxylaceae
Product: CT20-domain-containing protein
Exons: 2
Coding region: 1-1041 (346 amino acids)
Biological process (GO): regulation of transcription by RNA polymerase II
Cellular component (GO): NuA4 histone acetyltransferase complex; nucleus
Source: RefSeq, a predicted model, not a curated record